Elephantulus edwardii (Cape elephant shrew) is the source of this 546-nucleotide messenger RNA. Its product is annotated as zinc finger protein 311-like. The transcript is spliced from 4 exons. NCBI's taxonomy places the organism in Eukaryota, Metazoa, Chordata, Mammalia, Macroscelidea, Macroscelididae. The record is from RefSeq and is a predicted model, not a curated record. Gene Ontology annotation, biological process: regulation of DNA-templated transcription. Bases 1 to 546 code for a protein of 181 amino acids.
AUGGAGAAAAUGUCAGUCCAGGAAGCAACAGGAUCACCAAGGGUCCAGCUUCCGUCUUUGGACGCCCAGUCAGAGGGUCUAUCCCCAGAAGCUCAGUUCGUGCAGGAUUCUGACUUGGAACAGGGACUCACUGGGGCGCCACCUGUUCUCCAGGUGCCUGCUCUUCCCCACGAGGGAAGCCCAGGAGACCAAGCAGCUGCACUGCUGACAGCCAGGUACCAGGAGUUUGUGACAUUCGAGGAUGUGGCUGUGUACCUCACUCGAGAGGAAUGGGGAUGCCUGGACCCUGUUCAGAGAGAUCUCUACAGAGAAGUGAUGUUAGAAAAUUAUGGGAACGUGAUCUCAUUAGGCAUACUUCUCCGUCUUCCCACCACCCGGAUACAUAAUGCGAAUUCCUGCCCGGCCCUGAGUCAUACCCAGGCGAGUGCUUUCUCUGGGGAAACACUUGCGGUCCUUUCAGCAGGAAUCUCCAAGAGAUGGCUCAGGUAUCGACUUCCCUUCGAUAUCACACGUCACUGCAUGGAAACUUCUUUUCCACGCUUGUAA